Entelurus aequoreus (snake pipefish) is the source of this 1459-nucleotide messenger RNA. RefSeq lists its product as uncharacterized. The record is from RefSeq and is a predicted model, not a curated record. The coding region runs from base 103 to 1215 and encodes 370 amino acids. The transcript is spliced from 10 exons. NCBI's taxonomy places the organism in Eukaryota, Metazoa, Chordata, Actinopteri, Syngnathiformes, Syngnathidae. Gene Ontology annotation, molecular function: D-serine ammonia-lyase activity. Gene Ontology annotation, biological process: D-serine catabolic process.
GUACAUCCCUGCGCAGGCGCACUCGUUUUGCUGCAUUAAGUUCUCCGUCCUCUGAAGACUUCUCAUUCGGCUCAAACUCAGGUUUGUCGUACUACUGCCAGCAUGGACGGGGAGCCUCUUUCAUCCUUGGGUACCCCUGCUUUGGUAGUCGAUGUGGAGAAAGUAAAGAAAAAUGCCCAAUCUAUGAUCGAACGGUGUGAGAAGCUGGGAGUUCAGCUUCGCCCUCACAUGAAGACCCACAAAACCCUUGAGUGUGCUGACAUAAUGACAGGAGGGUCACGGCGGUGCAUUGUGGUUUCCACUCUGGCAGAGGCCUGUUUCUAUGCCAACCAUGGAUUUGAUGACAUCCUCUACGCUUAUUCCCUUCCUUUCGAUAAGGUGGAGCGGUGUGCCAUCUUGUCCGAGAGGCUGGAGCUCUUCCAGGUUUUACUGGACCAUCCCCAAGCUCUGGAGCAGCUCAAAAAGCGACCUUUGAGAGACGGUCGACUGUGGCGGGUGUGGUUAAAAUUGGACUGUGGCAACGGGAGAGCCGGCAUCCUCCAUUCAGAACCCGACGCGCUCAAACUAGCGCAGGCCAUCGCCGGGACGCCCGGCGUGGACCUAACAGGGGUGUACGCUCACUGCGGGAACACCUACAACUGCACGGGAGUGAAGGAAAUCCAGGCCGUCGCCAAGGAAACCACCGACCUCACUCUUCAGUUCAUGGGAAGAUUGAAGGCUGUCGGCAUAAGCUGCAAAUCAAGCAUCGGCUCCACGCCUUCCUGUAGUCACCCGGUCCGAGACAUGGCGCAGCUGAGCGAGGUGCACCCAGGAAACUACGUCUUCUACGACGAGCAGCAGUCUUUGAUUGGCUCGUGCAGUUUGGACGACGUGGCCGUGCGCGUUUUGACCCGAGUCAUUGGACAUUGUCCCCACAGGAACCAGCUAUUGAUUGACUGCGGGUGGACCGGUUUAAGUUUGGAUGGUGCUGGCAAACUUCCGAGCGGAUAUGCCGUGAUUGAAGGGCAUCCCGACCUCAAGCUUCUGUCUAUGACCCAGGAGCAUGGAAGAGUGGAGUCCAUCGUGGGGAAGCUGGAUUACGGCAAGCACCCUCUGGGCUCUCUGCUCACGCUGGUGCCGUACCAUGCGUGUGCUACGGCGGCGAUGCAUCCUGUCUAUCACGUGCACAGUCAGGGCAUUCUUCAGGGCAAGUGGACGCCGACGCGCGGCUGGUGAAUAUACAAUGCGUGCUCAUGCCGUGAAUAACCGCUACAUUAAUUCAAUAAUGAUGGAUGACUGUAGAUUAGGGCUGGGCGAUAUGGCCUUUUUAUUAAUAUCUCAAUAUUUUUAGACCAUGUCACGAUACACGAUAUACAGAUAUAUAUGUGGAUAUUUUGCCUUAGCCUUGAAUGAACACUUGAUGCAUAUAAUCACAGCAGUAUGAUGAUUCUAUGUGUCUACAUUAAAACAUUCUUCUUCA